GACAAAGGGUGCUAUUCGCCGCCAUUUUAAAGUGUCGGGAAGAGUAAUAUCGGUGGCCUAGAUAGCAAACUCUUGCUGUAACGCAUACAUUUUUUAAAAUUUAGUUUCGUUAUCUUUUACAGCGUCGCCGAUUUCAUAUUACUUUUGUAAUUAGUCUUGUUCUUUGUUCAAAGUAAAAAUGUCUAGAGACCGCUUUAGGAACCGUGGCGGAUUCCAGCGUCGGGGAGGCGGUGGGAUGCGUGGGGGAAUAGGAAACCCGAACUUUAGGAAUCAGAACCCACAUCCUUUCCAAAACAGAGGUCCGCAGCAAGGGAUCGGACAUGGGCAUCCACCAAACCAGGCACCGCCGGCCACCCAAACAACCCCACAGAAACCCCAGCCUCCCGCUACGGUGACUCAGCCGGGAGCCACAGCAACACCGCAGGCCCCUGCUCCGGCGGACAAGACGCCUGCAACACCACAGGCCCCUGCCGGACAGCCUAAGCUGCAAUCUCCACCUCCGAAGCCGGGACUCACGUCGCCGCCGAUCCAAGCAAACAAGAACCAACAAAAACCUGGAAUUGGAAACGGACAGAAACCACCCCAACCCCCGAACAUACAGCCCCCAGAACAGCAGAAGAUAAAGCGAGAAGAACCGAGUGGACCGCCACAGGAAUUGAGGGCAACGCUGUCCCUCUUACGCAAACCAGGAGAGAAGACCUACACUCAGCGGUGUCGUCUCUUUGUUGGAAAUCUCCCCAACGACAUCACUGAGAAUGAAUUCAGAAAGCUGUUCUCGAAGUAUGGAGAGCCAAGUGAAAUCUUCAUCAACAAUAUUAAGGGAUUUGGCUUCAUCCGAUUGGAAUCGCGCGCCCUGGCUGAGAUCGCCAAAGCCGAAUUGGAUGAUGUGCCCAUGAAGGGCCGACAGCUGAGGGUGCGCUUUGCCACCCACUCUGCUGCUCUGUCUGUGCGCAACCUGUCCCCCUUUGUCUCCAACGAGCUGCUGGAUGAAGCCUUCUGUCAGUUCGGUCAGGUGGAGAGGGCUGUCGUCAUUGUGGAUGACCGUGGGCGCUCCACUGGAAAGGGCAUUGUUGAGUUUGCCACUAAGCCAGCUGCCCGCAAGGCUAUGGACCGCUGCAACGAUGGAGUCUUCUUGUUGACCACGACGCCACGUCCGGUUGUGGUGGAACCACUGGAGCAGUAUGAUGAUGAGGACGGUCUGCCAGAAAAGCUGGCUCAGAAGAACCCCAAGUACCAGAAGGAGCGUGAGCAGCCUCCUCGGUUUGCGCACCGCGGCUCCUUUGAGUUCGAGUACUCUCAGCGCUGGAAGUCUCUUGACGACAUGGAGAAGCAACAGCGGCAGCAGGUGGAGAAGAACAUCCGUGAAGCACGUGAUAAGCUUGAGAGCGAGAUGGAGGACGCUUACCACGAGCACCAGGCAAACCUGCUCCGACAAGACCUGCUGAGGCGGCAGGAGGAGCUGCGGCGAAUGGAGGAGAUGCACAGCCAGGAGAUGCAGAAGCGCAAGGAGAUGCAGCUGAGGCAGGAGGAGGAGCGGCGGCGGCGGGAGGAGGAGAUGUUGCGGCAGAGGGAGAUGGAGGAGCAGAUGCGCCGCCAGCGCGAGGAGUCCUACAGGAUGGGCGGCUUCAUGGACUCGAGAGAACGGGAUAUGAGGAUGACCGCAGGCGGGGCAAUGGGCAUGUCAGAUAUGCCCUUUAACUCACCAAACCAGAAGUUCCCCAUGGGUGCCAUGGGCUUUGAGGGCCACCAGGGGAUGGGGGCGCCUGCAGCUGGAGGCAUGGGAGGUGCCAUGAUGCCCAAUGAAAUGCGCAAUGAGCGUUUCCCCCAGGGUGGCCCAGGGGGACCCAGAGGAAUGGGCCCUGGGACCCCCGGAUUCGGCCGUGUUCGUGAGGAGUUUGAUGGGCCUGCCAAGAAGCCACGAUUCUAAUGGUUGUCUUGCAUUUAAAAAAAAAAAAAAGCAAAGAAAAAAAAAAAAAAAAAAAAAGCAGCGGAAUCGUGGAGGUUCUCCAUCUGAACGUCCUGAGUCAAUGUUGUAUUUAAGUUGAGUAUAUUUUGCAUUUUAGCCUGAAGAAGCAUAAUUUUAUGGAAAGUUAUUUUUUCUUUUUUUACUUUGUAUUUCAAGUAGUGUGUACUUUGCCACCUGGCCAAUAUUCGUGAUUCCUCACCCUGCCCUCUUUCAGUAUAAUCUUAUGUGUAGUUAUAUCGUGUAAUGUGACUCAUGUUGUGGUGGUUCAAUUUGUAAGUUAACCUUCACCUUUCUAUGGCUGUGUUUUUGUGCCAUUUAACAUUUUGAAAACCUGUAUCUUUACAAUAAAGGCUGCAAUUGGUUCUUUACUUUUCCAAACCUCAAGUUUGUUCUUGGCAAAGUACUGUGCUGUUGAUCCAAACCCAAAGCUUCAAAGUCCAAAAAAGCUUUCCAGUCCUGAGAUUGGUUGAGGAACAACUAGGCCUAAUCCUGCAAGCUAGAUGGUUGUGUAUUGUAACUGUGAAUAAUAGAACCAUGGCCUGGUUUUAUUUCAUUGAGUUUGUUGGUGGAUGUAUUAUGGUGAAAUACUCCAGCAAAAAUGCCAACACUGCUUGUUGGCUGAGCAAAGAAGUGUAGUUUUGAUGGUUCUCAUGGAAAUAUUGCUGGAAGUGAGACUACUUUUCAGUUGCUGUAAUCUUGCUCCACCUGCAGUGCAUUACUGUUUAUGGCUACCACUGGUUAGGUGUUUGCAAAACAUCUUUCCCCCUCCCAUUUUAUUCAGCAGUAGUGCAAUAUUAAAAAUUUUUGCACUGCGUUUUUCAGGCUUCUGAAAUGUUCUUUAAAUUUCAGUUGAUUCAUUUUAAAAAAUUGGAUGAGUUUCCUGACAAACUGUAAUGUUAUCCAUCUACUUGUGAACUGUAAACAUGAGUGGUGGUCAAAUGUGUAGUUUGCCGUCUUGGAACUAGACCGCUCUAAAUUACAGAUGGCUGUUGUAUAGUUAUUAUACAGUACUGCUAUUGGACUUGAUUGCUGAACAGAUUUCACCAUGAAGGCCAUGUCUGUUCAUGGCAUUAUACAUGGUUUAGAACCAUUGGAAAACCAAGGCGAUUUAUCAGAACGUAGUAUUCUGCCAGCCUUUGUGUCCCCUUUGCCUUAUUGCAAAAACUCUCCCCACAUUUAUUUUUGUCCAGUGACUAUGCACAUGUUGUUCAUAGCCCCAUUGUGAUUUGUGAUUUUAAGCUGCUUCUCAACUUGGACUGCAUUAAUGAUUCUUGCAAGAGAAGUUUAUUAAAUGUCAAUAUUCCAUUAUCUUGUCAAAAGUGGGAUCCAAAUGGCUCUACAUCCCCCCCCCCCCCCCCCCCCCAAUUGUACUCAUGGUUCCAAAAUUGAAUGUGCUCAUGUCCUCAAGUACCCCCUGUAUUACCAUGGGGCCAAGGAUUUCCAAAGCAAGUAGUUUCUAUAAAUGGUUCAAUCACAUUUCCCUAGCACUAUUCAGGCAUGUUUUAUCACUUGGGGAAAAUUGUAAUUUCCAUGGCAACGAUUUAAAUAUUUGAUCUUGCUAGUUGCAACAGUGCAGCAUUGCUUCAGUGUUUGUAAUGCCACUCCUAGUCCCAUAUGCAGCCACUGCCAUGUCUGAUGUUAAAGGGGAAAUGCACGGAACAAUCCCAGUGACUCCAUACAUUGACUGCAAGUGUUGCAGUGCUGCAGAUUUCGAACUUCUAGCUCUUCAGAAAUUUCAAAACUAAAUGGACGUGUUCAGAUUUUGAUUGUAAAUAAUAGCCUGCAGGCCUGAUGGAAGAAAUGCUUGAAAAACUGGUUCGAAUAAGAAGCUUCGGUAUCUGUAUCAGAAUGGAACUUGUAUGGCUUCAUUGCCCCCAAUAUCAUAAACCUGCAAUGUUCAUGUUUCAUAAUUGUGUUGGAUUUUCUGUACAUUUUUCUCAACAGGUUCAUUCAACAAAAAAACAUUAAAAGAUUGCAGGGUGGCAAGAGACCUCUUGGUACACGGCUUUAUGAACUUAUCAGCUAUCCACAGCACCUUAUGGUUUUACGAAAACAUCUGCUCCCGAUGUGCCAAUGCAGUUGUUAGGUUCAGUAGUUCAGUUAAAGGGUUGGUUUGUGAAUUACCCCACCUACACCCACUGGAAGUGCACUUUCAGUGGAGCAUAGAAAGUACUCAUUAACUUUCUUUAAAGGAAUUGUAUGUUGAGGUGAAGUAAACAAGAUUGAGCUUAGUCGUCAGUUGUGAAUUACCCUCCAAGGCUUACUGUGCAACUCCAUUCACCGGCCUUGGUUCUCGGCUUGCUUUGCUGGCCUCUAAAAUUAGGAGGGUGAAGAUGGAUGCUGUACAGCAAUUUCUUAAAUCAUAAUCUGAUAAAAUUGAGUGGAAAAUCACUUGAGCACCAGUAUUGAGACUCAUAUGUAGAACUGGAACCAGCCACGGGUUAUGUUGGUGAUUCAACCAUAACCCAAAUAAGGGUUUUAGUACUCUCUAAAAUAACUAUCAAAUACUCAUAAUCGGUCAUUUUGGGUGAAAUUCCGAAUGUUUACUUGAGUAUACUGUACAAAUUUUUUUUACCAGUUUUGAAUGCAACCAGACAUGAAAUCACUGUGCCAAUCAAGAUUCUUCCGUCAACUUAUUUGUGAGUGACCGUUUAAAGGAGUAAAAUGGUGGUUGGUCACUCUUUGUUUUUGUAUUGAAUUUGCACAACCUGAAAGAAGUAUUAAAUAUAUCCAUUCAGUUUUUGGCAAAGUAAGCCUUUUUAUGUUUAUCAUCCUAUUUUUGACCGGUUGAGAAUUUCUCCUUGUGGGUCACACAAGGAUAACCACUCCCCUUACCUAUAACUUGUGACCCAUAAUUUGCGCUGCUGGCCUCCAGGCAAGACGAUGCAAAUAUUUGACGACCGUUGGGUUCACUUAAAUGACCUUUUAAGGACUAUUAGACUUUCUGGUUGUAUUCAUUUAGCUAGCUAAUGUUAGCUAGCUAGUUUUCUUUCAUAAGGAUGUUAUAGUUGUGCUUUUCAGAAUUCUUUGCUAAAAUUAUCAUUGGAUAAGUAUGUGUCCUUACCUUGGUUAUCGAUAAUUGAUACACCAAGUUAGCUAGCUUGUGAAAUGGAGGUAGCCAUGGUAAACAACAAUGUGUGGAAAGUAGGCGCACGGUCUGUCAAUCAGUUAAUUAGUAGUUUGGGUGAACUUUCAUGGGGAAAUUUGGCUUAGAAAAACAUAGGCUUAGAAAAAGAUGUUUGAAGAUGCAUUUAAAUGAUUGAAUAAUGAACUAUGCACAUUUGUUUUGUUGCCUUUAGAUGACUGGCAAGUGCCACAUUCAACCACCAUGUUACUCCUUUAACACGUGACCAUUUUGUAUAGUCCAAUUUGCCAUGGCUCAAUCAUUCAUGCAAUCCCAUUUUAAUCUUACAGAAAAUUUCACAAAUGAACAAGUAUACAGCUGAGCGUAGAAUGCAUGUUCAUACAAACAAGAUGGCAGAUUUAUGAUGUUAUUCAAACACAUUUCAUUAAGUUCUUUUGACCAUUUUUUUGGCACUGGGUUAGAUGUUAAAAUGAGCUAUUUUUUCAUAAAGUAGUUUGCCUUUCAUUUGAAUUGAUUUCAUCUGUGGAUGUACAUUAUGCCACAUUUGUGUGUCUCCAGUGUCUGCCUGGCUGCAAGUUGUCGAUUGUCCCAAGAUUAGCGUGAAAUCUAAUGCAAUUUAUCAAGGAAUAUCAUGAAGGCAUCCAGCAAUUGCAAAUAGUUCCAAAAAAGUUAAGAUUCCUUGGAUUCAAGGAGGCUUAUUUGUUUCACUGGCAAUGUUUGUCUGAAAAGACUCAAGUUUAUAUGUGCCGAUUUAAUUUAGGACAUUCAGUCUCAUUGGCCAGUUUCUCAGCUGGCUUCAGUCUUUCUGUAGCCAAAAUCAAGAAAAGGGAACCUCCAUCUGACAUAAGAGAACUAGUCAGAAGUCGAGCAGAUUUCUUCCUCCCUCCCUCGCUCCCUGCCUCCCUCCCCCAAUCACCUGGCUGAAGAGACUACCUGAGGAGAGAGGCUGGUGUCUUGUCUGUCCCACAUGUCUUGAGUGCAUGAGGAGGCCAUAGCUGUGCAGUCAGGGCCAGCGGCCAGCCGGCCCCUCCUUCGGUAGAGGCCCUCGGCAGUUGAUUGCAUUGAGGAUCAGUAGUUCUGCUGCAGUCAGUGGACAGUAGAGCCUGGACUUGUAUGCAUCAAGAGAUGUGCUUGCAGAUCAGCAGUAGAGGUAAGUGUUACUGUUUCUAAAUGAUUUAAUUUAUGUUAAAAAAAAAUAUAUAAAACAUCUGGACAAUCCCUGCCCCCUACCCCUUUCAGUCCACUUCCCACUGAAGUGGUAUUCCUGGAUUCUGGCAUCAUACUCCUGAGAGUGGUAUCACAGUGCAGAACAUUUCUGUUCAUCCUCUUGUCUGUUGGCAUAAAACUCCUGGUGAGAAACGGUGCAUGGAGACAUCUCAAACCAAGCAGUGUCUGGUACUUUGACUACCAACUGCAGCUCGACAGGGAAUGCGUUUUGUGUGCUAGGUGGCUGCCCAUGGGGGCAGCUGCAUACUGCUGUGUCACUGGCUCAAGCAAGGGUGGGGGGUGAGUGAGAUGGGUGAUUUUGACGUUUGUGGGUGGGUGGGUGGGGGUUUGUAACCAGUAUACUUCAAAGAACUGCAGGCUGCAGAAUGCUGGACUUGUAUUCGGACUGGUGACUCAAGCUUCAUCUUGCAUGAUAUCUACACUUGCAAGUCCACAGAGUACCCUGCAUCCUGAGGGAGUGUAUUUGAUCCUCUAUAUAUGCCUGUCAUUUUUCCAAUGUGUCCCAGAACCAUUUGAGAAUUGUAGAAUGGUAGCACACGUCUGUUCCUGAGCAAUUCAUAAUCACCCUGCUGCAGUAAUGCUUCACCUCAGACUUGCAAUCUUGUCCUCUUGGCAAUUGCGGUUUGGUUUUAUUUGCUAAUUUGCCUAAAGGCAUACUGUGCAGGAUCUAUUUCACUCCUGUUAAACAGGAGUUUGUAAUCUCGAGUCUUCUGAAAGUCCGGGAGUCUUUUGGAUUGAGGCAUGAGCUCCCUGCCCAGGAGAGGAAAUGGGCAAUAGUAAAUAUAAAUAUGUAGAGUAGUAGAAAAUCCAAGCAGCAGUAGUAGUGCUGUGCAGUGGGACCUAGCUACCAUGGCCAGCCAGCUGAUGUACAAAACUGAAUUGUCCGCUAAUAACGGCAGCUACCUAAUGUCACUGAAAGCUAGCCAGCCAAUUGCUUAAUGGCUAGCCCAAAGGCUAUCUCACAAACCUAGCUCACCACUGUAGUAGCCAAUCCAUACACCCAUACUCUCGCCUCCCUUCUAUUGGACCAUAGAGCUUUUGAGUUCAGUGUAUUGCACACAUGCUUUUCAUAUGCAGCACAGAAAAAAGGGCCACACCCAGAAACAUCCCAAGCUGUUUUUCAGAAUAAGAAAUGCAAGGUAUUGGGCAGAAGUGAACACAGACAGAUGUUGCCAGUGUAUGACAGUAAUGACUGGGCAUGUUUCUUUUAGAAUAUUUUCAAGGUGAAAAUUCUGCAGAGUGCCUAUAAAUAUUCAAAGGAUUUCCCAUUUUAUUUUUUUAAGGGGGCGGGGGGCUGUUGGAGUUUUGGCUUACUGGCCUUUUCAUAGAUUCAGGACUCAUGGAUUCAGGAACAUCUAGAUUUCUUGAAGUAUCGUACUCUAUUGAGGCAGGAUUUGGGUCAGGGGAUUGGUAGCGGUGUAAAUGGUGGUAAUAAGAUUUGAGUUUCAACUUCUGUUGCUCAGGGUUUUGUACCUGAAGACCUUAUUCCCUUCUAAUGAAAACAUUUUAAGCUGCUACUGUAGAAAUGGAUGUUCUGGAGAAUUUUAACCACGUCAACAAGGGGGAGGAUUGGGUUGGGGGACUUGGCAAUGGACGGGGGAGUGUAUCAACUUUAGGCUUGUGGGAAGAGGGUGGGCUAAACAUACAGAUAGGAUUACUAGAUUGGUUCAAAAUGUUUUGGAUCCAAGAUUGAUGAGUGAACAUACAAACACAGGUUAUAGCCUUGAUACAGUUACUGGAAUUGAUAAAUUUAAGAAUUGAAUUUGAAUUCAAGGAAGUCUGCCUUUAAUCAUGCUUAAUCUUGAUGCUCAACUUCCAUAAAUCUACAAAUAACCAAGAUAACCGUUAUAGCAGAACCAUUCUAGUAGUUCUAUGUCUGUGUGUAACUCAUGCCAGUGACCAGCCAAUCAAGCUCCAGAUGUGCUCUUAAGUACUCAUCAGAUGUGAUCACACCUAAGGAAGGUGUGUAACCGUAAUCUCUGUGUUGCAAAUAUGUACACCCGAUCUGCUCCCAGCACGAAUGCAGUGUGGGGCAGGUGCGGCCUUGUGUAGUGUGCGGUAUGUAGCGGCCCCAGCCCAUGGGCUCCUGUGAGUGUUUGUUUCUGCACUGUGAUCCAUUCUUAUCCCCUCAUCACCCUUCCCCCCCCCUUCGCUGGAGCAUUUCCAAGUUGCCGCUCCGUCCCUCGGGAGUGUGAUGCCAGAACGGCCCUCUGGGCCCCCUUCCCUCCGCGAAGGCACCACCUUUCUAAAAAACACGCCGCCAGAUCCGUACUGCCAUGACCCCGCUGUGUAAGGUGAAAAGGACGAGCCGCCGCGUCUUUGCUGCAGCAGACCCGUAGCCCCAAAGUGGCUCAAGUCUAGCUCAUGAUACCACACAACUGCUGCCAUCACCAUAUUGGAAAAACUGAGCAAGUGUGAUGUUUCUGUGCAUGAUUUCAUGUUGUAAGUAUACAUAUUGCCAAACCUGCUGUUGCUAAAAUAUAUUGUCCACCAAGAGGUAUGUCAUAACUUGGCACCACAGCCUACAAUAUAUUCUAGAUGCCCAAACGAUGGGUUUACUUCAGGCCUUUUCUGUCUUUGGGCCAUUUCUGCCGGCAUAAUGUUGCUUUAGCUAGUUAAUGAAUCCAUUUGCCUACUUUGCAAGCACUGUAGACUUUACUAUUACGGUUUUCCGGCUGUGAAUUUUAGCAAACUGCCCCCACACAAACACUGCAUGUGAACACUCCCAUCCCCUAUUUUGUUAGCUUGCAGGUAAUGGUAGUUAAAAUUCAAGCACUCUGUCAGACAAGCUCCAGGUGUUAUCAUUUAGUUUAAUUUCCGCAUUUCCUUUGCAUCAACUGAAACCGUUGUAGCUAUGCAACACGCACACCGACGGGCACAAACCAGCCUUGUUGCGUCCACAGGCUCACUGGCUUUCUGUUUCUACAGGGGCCUUGCUUGGGAGAGGGAGGCUGAAGCAGUUCCUGACCCACUGACACAAGACAUGAGUGUGGAGACAUUGGCUCCUGUACGGGCCUGUUCACAGGACCUGCCGAGGCUCCCCACAGAGCCUCGCCACAAAGAACACUGGAUGUGCUGGCACACACGCGGCUGCAGUCCCAGGGUGAAAGCCCCGUCUUGUCCGCAGGAGCACAGCAGUAGAGUAAACUUAAAGCUUAAAUAAACUUAGUUUAUAUUCAA
Messenger RNA from Conger conger (European conger), 9458 nucleotides. It is a transcript of the gene sfpq, whose product is annotated as splicing factor proline/glutamine-rich. Bases 179 to 1927 code for a protein of 582 amino acids. Gene Ontology annotation, cellular component: nucleus. Gene Ontology annotation, molecular function: RNA binding. The record is from RefSeq and is a predicted model, not a curated record. NCBI's taxonomy places the organism in Eukaryota, Metazoa, Chordata, Actinopteri, Anguilliformes, Congridae. The transcript has 12 exons. Gene Ontology annotation, biological process: regulation of DNA-templated transcription.